Messenger RNA from Vespa velutina, 1011 nucleotides. RefSeq lists its product as uncharacterized. Gene Ontology annotation, biological process: sensory perception of smell. The coding region runs from base 1 to 1011 and encodes 336 amino acids. Gene Ontology annotation, molecular function: olfactory receptor activity; odorant binding. Gene Ontology annotation, cellular component: membrane. The transcript has 7 exons. Lineage: Eukaryota; Metazoa; Arthropoda; Insecta; Hymenoptera; Vespidae. The record is from RefSeq and is a predicted model, not a curated record.
AUGAUUUGCAAAAAGGAAGACUUUGUUGACAACGAGUAUUACGCUUAUAAUCUUAUAUUAUUUAGACUCCUUGGAUUAUGGGAUUAUCAGACAUCGUCAUGGAAACUGACUUACGUUUGUUAUAUUAAUAUUUUCUUAAUUAUUGGAUUAUCUGAAGAGAUUUAUGUACUAUUUUCGUCAAAACGAAAAAUAGGCAUCUACGUUAAAUUAAUGGAAAUUAUUUUGCCUACUUUAUGCUUUGGAUGUUGUUAUUACAAUCUGCUCAGGAAUGGUGCAAUUAUGAAGAAAAUUCUUAAUCGUAUCAAAUGCGACUGGGAUAACAUAACGAAUCCACCGGAAUUGGAGAUAUUGAAAAAAUAUGCCUAUUUAAGCAGAAAGAUCUGUUUCUAUCUGUAUAUUGUCAUGUUGGUGUUCCCAUCUUGGUUAAGUAACUUUCAAUAUAUUUUCGGUGCAAUAGAUAGAACAGAAUUGAUGUUACCAAUGCGUUUUGAUUUUUAUAUGAAAAGUCAAAUGCGUUACUAUUUUCAACUUUCUCUUCAAUGCCAAAAUAUAUUCAUCUUUUGCACUGUAGGAGUUGCAAACUAUUCUAUGUUUGUAGCAGUUAUACAGCACGCUUGUGCACUAUUUAAUAUCGUCGAAUUGAGGGUAAAUGAAAGAUUUAAAAAAGAACCAAAUUAUUUCUGCUGUGCCGAUAAUAAUGCCGAAUUGGCAAAGGAAAACGAGUGGAUGAUCGAUAUCAUAGUAUUUUAUAAUAACGCAAAUGAAUUUGUUAAUUUGAUUAAACUAUUUUACGAGAAAGUGAAUCUGUUCGAGGUAUUAUUGGCAUCGAUUUUUAUCAUCUGUCAAAUUCCGUUUUAUUCGUUAUCAUUGAAAACCCAAAGAAUGUUACUUUUUUUCUUAAUGAAGGGCAUGAGAUUAUACAAUUUAUCUGUGGAGGGUGUAAAGGAUAUAUCCCAUGAUCUGUUUGCCUCGGUAAUUGAUUUUGAAGACGUAAAUAUAUGUAGUCUAUGA